AUGACAGCAACAUCUGUAGAUAUGGAAAAACCCGAGGAAGCGAUAGAAUUGAUUCCAAGAAAUGGUCCAAUCCCUCCAGUUGACCAACCUCCAAGUCAUCCGGAUAUCACGUCAGACUUCUGUCAGGAUCGAACAAAAAGUUCCGUUAAUGAGAUGACAGGGACGAAGAAGUUUGUGUUCGAUUACUCCGGCACCGCCUUCAAAAAUGGCGUCUUCGAAGGGAAAAGUUCUUGGAAAGUUCUCGAAGAGCUUCUCACCGCGAAGAAGAUGAACGUGAUCCGUACUCCGUUCAUUCUCAACUAUGUUAACCAGAAACUGGUUGAUUGUGCCUGGUUUUAUGCUCUUCACGUUUUUGCCGCCCUGAUCAUCUUCAUCUUUCUCUCCUUCUACAUCGUCUCCCGUCAGUUUUGGAACAAAAUCCUUCUGCUAACUGUUGUAUGGAUUUGUACUUUGUUUUUGAUAUUCAAAGGAUGCAUGAAAGCGUUUAUUGGAAAACGUGAAACACUUUCCUUUGUUAUCUCCUACAUUGUCAAUAUCUGCACUCAUGUUUGUACUAUUGUGUUUCUCUACGCUAAUACCUAUUACUCUUAUGAUAAUCAGAAUACAGCUUGGAAAAAAUUCGUGUUGUGGUUUUUGCCAAUUAUUGCCAUUAUGUCGGCCUGGUUGAAUCUGAUGUAUGUUUUCCGGAAGUCACCAUUUGGAAUUUAUGUGCUCAUGAUGCAGAGGAUUUUCAAAAGUUUUGCAGAUAUUGCCGUCAUCUGGAUCCCCACCCUCAUCACAUUCUCCUUCGCUUUCCUCCUAGUGAUGGAAGGCUCCACAACCCCCUGGCUAUCACUUAACCAAAAAAUCAAUAACGGCACCGUGGAGGCUUCACACCUAGAAAGUGUUUUUGCCGUAUUCCAAGCAAUAGUGAAAACGUCGAGUAUGAUGUUAGGAGAAGUGGAUGCAAAUGAUAUUCUGGACACUAAAAAAUGGAUUGCCUCGACUCUGGUACUAAUCUUCGAGGUGUUCACUAUAAUUAUUCUUAUGAAUCUGAUGUUGUCACUUGCUGUGGACGAUGUGAAGGAGUUGAGGCAAGAGGCGGAAGGAGAGAUUCUCAAGAUCAAAAUCAAGUUCUUGAUUGAAGUUCUGCAAAUUUAUGAAGCCUGGGGAAGCAAUUUGAUCGAGAACCCAUGGAUAAAUCUCCGUCGGCUGCUCUUCCAGUUUCUGGAAUUCCUUGAGAACAUGGCUCAUUGGUUUGAAUCUCAAUGA
Caenorhabditis remanei is the source of this 1251-nucleotide messenger RNA. RefSeq lists its product as uncharacterized. Lineage: Eukaryota; Metazoa; Nematoda; Chromadorea; Rhabditida; Rhabditidae. The coding region runs from base 1 to 1251 and encodes 416 amino acids. The record is from RefSeq and is a predicted model, not a curated record. The transcript has 7 exons.